This is a messenger RNA of Capsella rubella, 1367 nucleotides long. Its product is annotated as protein SENSITIVE TO PROTON RHIZOTOXICITY 2. Lineage: Eukaryota; Viridiplantae; Streptophyta; Magnoliopsida; Brassicales; Brassicaceae. The record is from RefSeq and is a predicted model, not a curated record. Bases 52 to 1161 code for a protein of 369 amino acids. Gene Ontology annotation, biological process: response to acidic pH; response to aluminum ion. The transcript has a single exon.
AAAGAAAAUUUAAGAAGAAAACUCAAACUAGAUUCUUCAUAUAUACAUAAUAUGAUGAAUCAAGAUGACCAUCUUACAAGUAAAGGUGAAGGAUCAAUGUCUAGCUUCUCCGGGACGACCGCUACUUCUUCAAAACAAAACUACGUUAAUAAUACCGUGACGACGGCCGGGGUGAAAUCAUUGGAAGACGACGAUGCUUCACUAUCUCUUCUAUACAAUCUCUCUACCUUACAAGACAAAGUCCAUCAGACCCAAUCUCUGGUGAGCUUCUACAUGAUAUCUACUAAUAACAUUAACCAAUCUUCGGGGUCAACGUCUUUGGCAGUGGCUAACAUCGGAAGUUUGGUUCAAGAAAUCAUCACGGCUGCUUCUUCCAUGCUGUUCACUUGCCAACAACUCAACAUCGGAUCUAACAACAACAAUGAUAACGAUCAAACCGCAGAUCAUGCAAUGGUUUUGGAAUUUUCCCGACAGGAAACCGAGCCAGGUCAUAAUUUUGUACAAGAAUCGACCAACCUUUUUGGUGUUCAAGAAAGAGGGCAGAUCUCGUUUCCUGACCAGAACCUUGAGUGGUUCGGCACCCAAACCCUAAACCCUAAAAAAGAAUAUCAUCGUUCUAAACAAAGAUCCGGGAACUACGAGAUAUUGGAGUUAGACGUAGCAGACCUACUAGCAAAAUACACGCAUUACUGCCAGAUUUGUGGGAAAGGGUUUAAGAGAGACGCGAAUCUAAGGAUGCAUAUGAGAGCGCACGGGGAUGAGUACAAGACACGGGAGGCGUUGAUCAGCCCAAUUAGCCAAGACAAGAAAGGAGACUACUCGUUAAAGAAACAUUACUACUCGUGCCCUCAACAAGGGUGUAGAUGGAACCAGAGGCACGAGAAGUUUCAGCCGUUGAAAUCUGUGAUCUGCGCCAAGAAUCAUUACAAGAGGAGUCAUUGUCCUAAAAUGUACAUGUGCAGGAGAUGCAGCGUGAAACAUUUCUCGGUUCUGUCUGAUCUUAGGACGCACGAGAAGCAUUGUGGGGAUAUAAAAUGGGUUUGCUCUUGUGGUACUAGAUUCUCUAGGAAAGACAAGCUUAUGAGCCACGUUUCUUUGUUCUUGGGCCACGUACCGGCACAUGGGUCGUCAGCUCCGACGACCACCAUAAAGAGAUCAUAGGAAACUAAGGAAAGUACGAAAAGAGAUGAUUUGUGCAUUCAAACUCUUUUCUUUUUCAUUUUCUUUUUUUCACGAGUUUCUAUAUAUAUCCUCUUAAGUUUAAUGUCAAAGAGAUAAAAUAUUCAAAGACGUAUCACAGUAACUGCUUGUGCACUAACGUUAAUGUUAUAAAAGAUUUUGGUUCCAAUGGGAACGUAAUUAUAAUG